Necator americanus (New World hookworm) is the source of this 4971-nucleotide messenger RNA. RefSeq lists its product as uncharacterized. NCBI's taxonomy places the organism in Eukaryota, Metazoa, Nematoda, Chromadorea, Rhabditida, Ancylostomatidae. The record is from RefSeq and is a predicted model, not a curated record. The coding region runs from base 1 to 4971 and encodes 1656 amino acids. The transcript is spliced from 26 exons.
AUGAUAGUGUUGUUUUUGGUAUUGCUGCUGCCAUUUGUGAAGCCAAUGCCAUGCAACACGGAAGGAGAAUGGGGCCCGUGGAGCGAAUGGACCACAUGUCCACAAGGAUCAAGUGCAAUGAUGAAUUUUAGAACAAGAAUACGAACAUGUGAACCUCGGCCAACGGGUUGCGUUGUUGAAGGACUGUAUUCAUGUCGUGGGACGUACUCAGAGGUGACUGAUUGUGACCUAAAACCACCUGUUGCUCCCUUUCCGUUAACGAUAACUUCUGAUAUUACUGAUCAUACUGAAGAAUCUCCUGCAGUAGAUGCAGAUGGAACAACAGAAAUUCCUCAUAGCUCCGUGAUGGCAACGGGUUACGUAACGACUGCGGCUGCGCAGCAAGAGUCCACAGUACGGAUUUCAACAGCUCCAACAGAUCCGAUGAAUGAGGACACUACUAGAACAGCUGAAACAGAGAUGAGAACGAAAAGCACGCUUGUUAUGAACGAGGACACUACUGAAACGGCUGAAACGGAUCCGAGAACGAAAACCACUUUUGAACCGAUUGAAACAAGCGCUGCUUCCGAGUUUUCAACUACGCGCCUGCCUGAACCUGAACCUGACAGUUCCGAAACAACCGUAAUCGAUUCCGAUUCCCUUGGAACAACAGAGCCAAUGGAGAUCACGUCAGUGGAAAUGCCGACAAUUUGCGACGAUUGUCCUGAAUUGAACGUUCGACUGUUCGGUGACAAACCAUACGAGGAUGGAGCUUCUGUUCUAAAUCGUUAUUCUGAAGAAGGUUGCAAAUUCGUGCAAUUCUUCUGUCGUCCAUUCGAGCAGAUCGACGAACGACCCGUGCAAACAGUGUUCAAUAACAAUCUAACUUUUACUGAUCUACCUCUCAAUGUGCAAAUAAGUUGCAAAAAUGGACGCUGGUAUGAUGAGCUACUGAACAUAGCCGUUGAAUCAUUAUCCUGCAUCUACAAACCUUUAGAUUUAAAUCGUUCCUGUGUGAAAUGCAAGCGCGAACUGUGCGCAACACCUAUGAAAGGGCAAGAGGGAUCUACGUAUAUGGACUUUCACAUAGAUCAAUGCCUUUCCGUUGAUGUUUUCUGUCAACCUAUAAAGGGUAAUCUCUACGUAGACCUUCUCGAAGACUACAAAUCCGUGGAAAUCACCGGAACGACAGUGAACCGCACUUUCACAUGCACUGAUAACAUGGAAUGGAUGGACACCAUAUCUCAGCAAAUCGUUGGGAACGUGACCUGUCUGAUGAGAGAUGGAACACCGUCGACUCCUGCUGCAGUGUUGUCUAGUAUGGUGGGAGAAACCAGCGACAUGCCCUUAUUCACGACUUCUGAAACAUUCUCCACUACAAUGAACGACGGGACAACAACAGAUUUCAGUGACGAGCAAACAACUAAUCCCAUUGAAACAACUGAACCGUUUUCUACAGAAGAAGUAACAACUACAGAAUCUGAGAUAGAAUCAAGCGAAUUUACGAGCACGGACAGUAGGGUUACUUCACCUAUCCCUGGAGAGGAAACGACAGACCUGAUAGAAACAAGCGAACAGUUUUCUACGGCGGAAUUAACAACUUCAGAGUCUGUGAUGGAAUCUAGCGAACUGAUGAGCACGGAAAGCAGAGCAACAUCACCUAUUCCUUAUGAGCAAACGACAAAUGUGAUAGAAACAACCGAACCGUUUUCUACAGCGGAAGUAACCACUACAGAAUCUGUGAUGGAAUCUAGCGAAUUUACGAGCACGGACAGUAGGGUUACGUCACUUAUCCCCGGCGAGCAAACGACAGACCUGAUAGAAACAACCGAACAGUUUUCUACGGCGGAAUUAACAACUUCAGAAUCUGUGAUGGAAUCUAGCGAACUGAUGAGCACGGAAAGCAGAGCAACAUCACCUAUUCCUUAUGAGCAAACGACAAAUGUGAUAGAAAUAACCGAACCGUUAUCUACAGCGGAAGUAAUCACUACAGAAUCUGUGAUGGAAUCUAGCGAAUUUACGAGCACGGACAGUAGGGUUACGUCACUUAUCUCCGGCGAGCAAACGACAGACCUGAUAGAAACAACCGAACAGUUUUCUACGGCGGAAUUAACAACUUCAGAAUCUGUGAUGGAAUCUAGCGAACUGAUGAGCACGGAAAGCAGAGCAACAUCACCUAUUCCUUAUGAGCAAACGACAAAUGUGAUAGAAACAACCGAACCGGUAUCUACAGCGGAAGUAACCACUACAGAAUCUGCUAUAGAAUCAAGCGAAUUGACGAGCACGGACAGUAAGGUUACGGUUACGGUUACCAUUGGCGAGCAAACAACCAAUCCGAUAGAAACAACCGAAAAGUUUUCUACAGUGGAAGUAACGACUACAGAAUCCGCAAUGGAAUCUAGUGAACUGAUGAGCACGGACAUCAGAACAACAACACCCAUCCCUUACGAGCGAACAACCAAUCCGAUAGAAACAACUGAAUCGUUUUCUACAGCAGAAGUAACAACUACAGAAGUUGUAAUGGAAUCUAGUGAACUGACGAGCAUGGACAUCAGAACAGCAACACCUAUCCCUUACGAGCAAACGACAAUCCAGCCAAUGUCAGAAACUCCAACAGUCUUCGGAUCUACUUCGCCAGCGACAAUUAUAGGGGAAACUACACCGCAUGUUAUGUCAAGUCAGGCUGAAACUACCACAAUGAGCGAAAUUACUAUGAUUACCGGAGCUCCCUUGGGAACUACAGAAGAAAUGACUCAACCACAAUCGUCCAUCGCAACCAUGGAUUGGACAUCCAUUAAGAACAGUUGGUCAACUGGUGAUUCCACAACUGUUACAGAAGGUGCUGCGUUAACGAGCACAUCUUUCGUUGAUACAAAUGGACCUAUGACGAUGGAAACUACUGCAUUUCCGACAUUUAGGACUGAACAAACUGUGGGGACAGAGAAGUUAACGACUAUGACAGAGGAAGCUACAACAGAAACUUCAGAAAUGUCCAUUUCGGAGAAGACCACACAUGGCAGACCAACAGUAAUAAUGACAACAACCGAAAGUAUCACUGUCGAAGUUUCUUCCCUACUUCCAGAUUUCGGUAAAUUCCAUACUUAUCACUCAUUCCCAAACACUGUGCUUUCCAUGAAAGGUGAUUGCGGAAUGUGUAGGAACAUGCAGGUUCAUGAUAUGGGACGAACGGACGCCUAUAACGGUAUGAUGGUGCUUGAUCAUACUAUUGAUCGUAACGGUUGUAAAUUUGUGGAUGUAAGCUGCGUACCAACAAAGGCAACCGAAAACGCUACACUCUACAUAAACGGAGUAGAUGUUCUGGCAACUGGUCAAGGAUCUCAUCGCGUCAAGUUGUCAUGCAACAAAAACAAAAUGUGGAUAACAAGCGAUGGCCAAGUUACGGAUAACGUCUCAUGUUUAGUUGCAAAGCAGCCAGCAAAUCCGCAAACGCUUCCUCCGGAUCUAUCAUCCACCACAACAGCCACGACAACCACAACACCGCCGCCACGUGACAGAGAACCGUGCAUGUCUUGCGCACGUCUUACCGUGGAACCGCUCGCUGCUAUCUAUGACAACGGGUUCACAACUCUUCUCACAUCAACCGAUGGGAGGUGCAUGACUAUUGAGUUGACAUGUGAGGGAAAUAAGGUUGAUGAUGAGCUUGUUCUGGUGAUCAGCGGGACGGUUUUCGAGGAAGGCGUGGGCUCGUUGAAAAUGAAUCUCACAUGUAACGAUAUGAUGACAUGGGUGACUUCAAGUGGAUACGUCGUUCCACUUAUAUCUUGCGGAAUUCGACAAGCUGAUCUACCCUUGCCUACCACGGUCAGCGCCAGUUCGAGCACUUCCACAAUCGCAACCACCACCACCACCCCGACACCUACCACAACAACAACAAUGACCGUAUCAACAGCUGCGAAAUCCAAAUGUGAUCAAUGUCCGAACAUGCAACCAAUACCAGCCAGUUCAAUGAAUCCUACUGAAACGAAUGGAAUGCUAACAUUAGACCAUUUUUCUGAUUUCAACGGUUGUAGAGUUGUGGUGAUACGAUGCUCGGUUGCUCCUCGAUCUGAAAAUGCUACGAUUAUUUUCAACGACGGUAUUGACUCGCUGUCGUCUUCAAGCAGAAUUACCACAUCCUUAACAUGUAAUGAAGAAGGGAAAUGGAUUAGAAUGAACCAGGAGAUUACUUCUGCAGCAUGCCGUGUUUCAUUGAAACAAAACGAUGCAACCGAAUCUCCGACCACCACUUCAAUACUUCCAACAACAACGACAGCACCUGGAUCUGUACCAUGCUCUAACUGUAAUCGACAGUUAGUCACAAGUGUUCCUGCUGGAUAUUCCAGUGGAUUCUUAACAAUGGAUACCUCAUUCAUCGAUGGAUGCCUCAAUGUCGCUCUUUCCUGCUCAGCACCAGAUAAGUCAUCGGAUGUGGCUUUGGUUAACAACGUGGGCGAUCGUCUUGUAAAAGAGAGUACAACUGUGAACCUCACUCUAUCAUGUAACGAUCAAUCCUAUUGGGUCACACCUUCAGGUACAGUAGUGGACAACCUCAGCUGUGCCGUUAUCGAAAAACCCACAUUACCGCCCGUGGUCAGAACAACAACAACAACAACAACAACACCUGUUGAAGCGGCACAUCAUGGAGAACUGGCGAUGUUGAGAUCUUUCUAUCAAAAGAUAGGCAAAAAAAAGUCCAAAAUUGUUGCGCAUACGUUGAGUUCAUUGCUAGUACAUCUCAGAGCACAACCAUCUCCUGCGCAUCUUCGAGUUGGGCGGAAUGGAGGGAAUGGUCCAAUUGCACUGAUACAUGCGGUUCAUGUGGCACUAUGCAGCGAUUUAGGGCUUGCAACAAGGCUAGACCGGACUGUAUUUGUGAGGGGACUGGAUUCGAGAAAGUGGUCUGUAAUCGAGAAGUGUGCCGAUAUCCACGUGACGCCGCGUGUUGUGACGGAUUCGCACCAACAUCAUAUAACGGGAGAUUUUUCUGCAUGA